This is a messenger RNA of Gossypium raimondii (Peruvian cotton), 1754 nucleotides long. Its product is annotated as diphosphomevalonate decarboxylase MVD1, peroxisomal. Gene Ontology annotation, molecular function: diphosphomevalonate decarboxylase activity. Gene Ontology annotation, biological process: isopentenyl diphosphate biosynthetic process, mevalonate pathway. Bases 903 to 1583 code for a protein of 226 amino acids. Gene Ontology annotation, cellular component: cytosol. The transcript has 11 exons. The record is from RefSeq and is a predicted model, not a curated record. Lineage: Eukaryota; Viridiplantae; Streptophyta; Magnoliopsida; Malvales; Malvaceae.
UGGAAGAAAAUAAAAGAUAAUCAAAAUCCCGCUCACUUCUAAAAAAAAAUUUGGUUAGCCGCUCAUUACUCCCACUUCUUCUCAUCUCCGUCGUGCGCCCUAAAUCCCCCAAAUAAAAGUUUGUUUUUCUUCAGCUGAAAUCCCCAAAUUUCCCAUUUCCAACAACAGACUUGAAGGAAGAAAACCAGAAGAUGGGAUGGAAUCACCCAGACAUAUCGCUGGAAGAAAUGAUGAAACUGAUAGAAGGGUUUGUUGAUAUCCUGGUUUUUUGUUUUGUUUUAUUUUUUUAAUUUUAUUUACUUUUGGGACUUUUUAAGGAAUGACAAGAAAAAAGAAUCUGGCGAUGACAAGUUCGACAAACCCAUAUCAGAGACUAGGGUUUCAAGGGAAGAAUGUGGUUCAAAUGGGAGAAAUCUAAAUAAGAAGAGAAGUUAUGCACAGUUUCAUUUAGAGUUAGGUCAAUCUGAUUUUCUUCUCCAUGCCUGUAAGUCGACUAAGCGGAGCGGCACAUUCCAGCCCGUAAGUCUAAGGAUUCCUCAUCAUCUUAUCUGACGUGCUGGCUAUCUUAUCCUUCCUCCCAUCCAGGGUGCCUUACUUUAUCGCGUCUUUACAGUCUUUUAAGAUUAUCUGCUCAUUAAGAACUUUUACCUGCUUUGAAAGAUCGGGGUUUUUGUGGUGGCAUCCGUUGGUUUCUAAUACUGCUCGACUCCUCUGUUUUUCCAUGUUCGGCACCGGAAAAUCUCCCCCUGGCAUAAACGAUCAGUCAAAUGGAAGCAGAUUCCUAAAGAUUUCAAAAUCUUAUACACAGUGAAUAGUCAUGUGGAGCAAGUGGAGUUGAGGGGGAAUAUCUGUGAGUAUCAGUCCUCCCAUGAUACCAUGCUCGCUGAAUUUCAACGUAACGUAUGAAUAUAGAUGGGCUGAUGAUGUGCAAAUCAAGAAGCCUAUCGAAGUUUCUGCUCCAAAGUACGUUGAUCGAAUCACAGCUUGAUUAUGAAUCCAUAUUUCCUCAAAAGCUUGGCGCACCGUUUCCUCCCAAUUUCAAGGAGGUGGUGAAGACAAUAUUCAAAAAACUACCUGAGUUGAGCCUCAGGAAUUUAAGUGUCUAUAUUCUGUAUUCAAAGUCUGCAGUUUACAUGAGCCAUGAAGAUGAGAGUCAACUUUCUGCUAUAGCUAGGCAAGGUUCAGGUAGUGCUUGUCGGAGUUUGUUUGGUGGAUUCGUUAAGUGGAUUAUGGGAAAAGAGGAUGAUGGAAGUGAUAGUCUUGCAAUUCAACUAGUAGAUGAAAAACACUGGGAAGAUCUCUUCAUCAUUAUUGCUGUGAGCUAUUUUAAAUAUAUUAUCGUCGGAGAAUGUGAAGAUUUUGACAUAUUUCAAUUACAAGAUGAGCAAGGAGUGUUUAGAGAAAGUUACUCAAACAAUAUCUUUUCUUGCUCAACCACGAGAAUCUCACUUGCUUUUGCUUACGGAGUGAUAGAGCUGCAGAGCUUUUGGGUUUGCGUGCAUGCAAUUUUCGGCCACGACACUCAAGCAAACUUGGAAAUGAGUUUCGGGUGUUCACAAACUAUGACCCUGGGGAGAGAUUAAGAAGUUAUUCCAAACCGCACAAUACAGAUGGAAGAAGCCAUACAAGUUUCUCAUAUCUAUUAUUUAUUUUAGUUUUGAUUCUAAAUUUUUAUUUUUACUUUAAUAUUUACAACAACUUGAGUUUUAACUUUUGGAUUUUAAUUGUGUUAUUAAAUAAUAUUUUUUUAUUUA